AUGCUCUCUCGCUGCUCCCCUCUCCAAGCUGUACGCAAUCUUGCCACUAAGGCUUCAACCGGCCAGUGGCUGGCUAGCGUACCCAUGGGCCCAGCCGACCCCAUUUUAGGGCUCACGGAGCGCUUUAAUAAGGAUACGGACCCUCGUAAGGUAUCUCUUGGCGUCGGUGCCUACCGUGAUGACGAUAGCAAGCCGUACGUGCUGCCGUCAGUGCUAGAAGCUGAAAAACGCAUCAUGGCCGCUGGCAAGAACAAGGAGUACGCGGGUAUUGCUGGUAUGAAGGACUUUGUCGAUCUGUCGCUGCAAUUCGCUUACGGAGAAGACUGUGAAGCUUUGAGAGAAGGUCGGAUUACUGGUGUCCAGACGAUCUCGGGCACGGGCGGUGUACGUCUCGCCGGGGAGUUCUUUUCCAGGUUUCUGGGCAAAGACACGCCCGUGUACUUGCCCAACCCAACGUGGGGCAACCACAUUCCCAUUAUGCAGAAUGCUGGCAUGGAAGUGCGUCGGUACACGUACUACGAGCCAGCAUCUCGCGGUCUCGACUUUUCCGGUCUCUUGAACGACUUGGAGGGCGCUCCUGAUGGGUCCGUCUUCUUGCUGCAUGCUUGCGCCCACAACCCCACGGGAGUGGACCCGACGAUCGAGCAGUGGAUGCAGAUUGCAGAGGUGAUGAAAGCUAAACAGCACGUGCCGUUCUUUGACUGCGCCUACCAGGGAUUUGCCUCGGGCGACGCAACGCGUGACGCUGCUGCGAUCCGCCACUUUGUCAAGGAAGGUCACAACAUCUUCCUUUCGCAGUCAUACGCCAAGAACUUUGGUUUGUACGGCGAGCGCGUGGGUGCUCUGAGUGUCGUCACUUCCAGUAAGGAGGAAGCCGACCGCGUGCUGUCACAACUCAAGAUUAUUAUUCGCCCCAUGUACUCGAACCCACCUAUUCACGGCUCGCUGAUUGUGUCCACGAUCCUGUCGGACGCGCAGCUCAAGAAGCAGUGGUACAGUGAGUGCAAGCACAUGGCCGACCGCAUUAUUUCCAUGCGCACGGCACUUCGCUCGGCGAUUGAGAAGAUCGAUGCUGCGAACAAUGUCAGCUCGGACUGGAGCCACAUCACGGACCAGAUUGGCAUGUUCUGCUACACUGGUCUCACCGAGGCGCAGGUGGCGCGCAUGAUCGAUGAGCAUCACAUCUAUUUGACCAAGGACGGUCGCGUCAGCAUGGCUGGUGUGACGACCAAGAACGUUGAAUACAUCGCGCAGUCGAUCGCUGAGGUUGCGCAGAACGCCUGA
Molecule: messenger RNA, 1284 nt
Organism: Peronospora matthiolae
Lineage: Eukaryota; Oomycota; Peronosporomycetes; Peronosporales; Peronosporaceae
Source: the annotation of a GenBank genome assembly